AUGCAGCCGCAUCCUUCAUGGCGUAUCUACGUCGGCGAUGACGUCGACGCUAGCGGCACUGGUGCCGCUCCUGCUGCUGCUGCUGCGAACAAGACGAACACUCACGCAUCGCCCAACAUGGAGGAGGAUACGGCGCGCUUGCUCGACUCGGCGUUCGAGCGGCGUGCCCGCUAUACCCUACAGACCCUUCCAGCGAGGAUUCGCCAGAAGCCGUCGGCAGCGCCGUCACCCGUGCUGCGCUGGCUGCUGCAGCACCGUGUGGACGAAGGGCAGAGAAGGAUGGCGCAGGAAAAAAUGAUCCCCGGUGCGACGGACCAACCCAGCGCCACUCCUGCGCCUGCGCCGUCGCCCACCGUUGCUGCAACAUCAGGAUGCGCUUCGGCAGCAGCAGCAGCAGCAGCAGCAGCAGCGCUAGCGCGCCGCGGUGUCGGGCCGAAGGACCCGUUGGUUCAGCGCCUCCUGAAGAAGCAGCAGAAGGCAGCCACACCCGCCGCGCCAAGCAACGCCACCAAUGCCACUGUCUCAACCGUUCUCAGCGGCAGCACAAGCGCGCCCAUGUCGUGUGUGUCGCACUGGGCGCAGCGCCCCUUCUCUGCCAUGACGUCCACCAGCUGGAAGGUAUUCCGGCAGCAGCUGGGCAUCACCGUCGAGCUGGUGGCGCCGACGCAGCCGCCCACGGAGAGCAGUAGCCCCAGCGCAGUACAGCCGGGUAGUUUUCUUAAGACAUUGCCUCCAGCCGAUACGCUACCGGCGAUCCGCUGCUGGGAGGAAGCCCAGCUGCCGUUGUCGCUUGGCCGGUGCGUCACGCACGCGUACGCGCUGCCGACGGCGGUGCAGUCACAGUGCGUGCCGCUCGCACUUCUCCCGCGGCCCGCGCUUUCGGUCACGGGAGCGGACAGCGGCGGUGUGGCUGGUGCAGCUACGGCGGCGGUGCUUGGCAUGGACAUCCUCGCAGUAGCGGAGACCGGUAGCGGCAAGACUGCGGCGUACCUCGUGCCGCUGCUGUACCACGUGCUGUGCCGUGCACCAAAGCUGCUGGGCCACCCCGACCGGAUCUCGCUGGGGCCGCUGAGCGUGGUGAUUGUGCCGACGCGCGAGCUGGCAGAGCAGGUGACAACGUCCUUUCUGCAGCUGUGUGGCCAGGCGCCGACUGCCUCCAUGUACAGCAGCGACGGGGGCCACAUCUCGCAGGACACCAUCCGCGCCUGGGAGGCACACGAGUUGGAUGUGAGCGGCGCCAGUGGUCACGAUCGUGCGUCCUCUGUGGCCGUGGCGGGGGCGGUGCGAAAUCGUCUCAGCGAGCUGCGCGUGGUCAAGGUGGUUGGUGGCGAGAAUCGCGAUGCGCAGUACGCCGCCCUCGCACGCGGCGCGCACUGCGUCGUCGGCACGGUGGGCCAGCUGCAAAUGCUCCUCGAGGACCGCCUGCUCUCGCUUGGCAACACGCAGUUCGUCGUGAUGGACGAGGCAGAUCGGAUGAUCGACGAGCAGCAGGAGGAGCGACUCACUGCAGUCCUGGAGCGGUGCCCGCAGCCGCGGCAGACAGUCAUGUUCACGGCGACACUGAGUGUGGCCUGCGCGGCAGUGGCGAAGCGGUACCUCGCCAAGGCCGGCUAUUACCUGGUGCGCACGCCGUAUCGGUGCGCCUCGAUCCGCCAGUCCUUCGAGCUGGUCGCCGACACCGGCGCCCCGGCCACGGGUGCUGCAGAGGACCCCGUCACCGCCGCGGCUGGCGCUGCGACAGCAACGGCAGAGGGGCGGAAAAAGAAAACGUCCCGGCAACAAGGACACACCGAGAAGGGCGAGGCGCAACCGUCGCAGCGGCAGCGCCUCCUGCACCCUCUCAUACACGCCCAGAAAUUUGUGCGGUUGGUGGCGUGGCUCGUCUACGGCACCGGCCCGAUCAUUGUCUUCGCCAACGAGAAGUCGACGUGCGACGCGCUGUGGGAGGAGCUACGCGCCGAGGCGGAGCACCUGGACGCGCAGCAGGAAUACUACACAAUCGAGGACAUUGUCGGCCCGCCGCCGGACGGCUUGUCGUUUCGCGAAGACACCGCAGGCGGUCAAGGGGCGACGUCGUCCAGCGCGGCGGCGCGGCGCACGCCGACGUUGGCGAACCUAACCUCCGUUGCCGUCGUGCACUCGGAGCUGUCGCAGACGGAGCGGCGCUCUCUCGUGGCGCAGUUCCAGCGGCGUCAGCGGCACGUUCUCAUCACGACAGACCUUCUUGCUCGGGGCCUUGACGUGGCAGGGGUGACGCUGGUGGUCAACUACGACGUGCCGUGGGCAGCCUCUGCCUCGCCGAGCGACGCCGUGACGCUCUACAUCCACCGCAUCGGGCGUACCGGCCGUGCUGGCUCCACCGGCGUCGCCGUCACCUUCGUGACGUUGCCUGCCGCGAUGGUGCAACGGGCCGAGGAGGUGGCGAGGGAGGAGGCGAAGGACGGUGCGCCGAAGCAACCCGAAGGCCGCACGAAACCGCCCACCGCAGCCCCCCGUGUGUAUGGCGACGAGGAUGACGACCUCGCCGCCCUCGGUGAGCUCUUCGACGGCGACAUGCGUAAUGUCUGUAUGGCAGGGGCAGCGGCGCUAUCCACCACUGCCGCAGACAAUGCCAGCGGCCGUCGCCGCCGCCGCGGGGACGACGACAGCGACGACGACGACACGGAGGUGGACGGCAGCGACGACGACGACGCCAACAAAAAAGACGCCACCGGAAAUACGACCAACACCGCGAGUCACAACGGCAAUGGCAUGCGGAAGCCGCCGAGGAAGCGCCACAAGCGCUCGGCCGCCACCUUCGCCAGCGACGCCGCCGUGCUGCGGCCCCUCUGGUCCUUCCUCGUCGAGUGCGCCGAGGGCGAGGGCUGCCGCGACGGAGCGGCGGCACUGCGGCGCGGCACGUACGCAAAGAUCAGUCUUCCGCCGACGUUGGGCUGCAUCAUGGCGCAGCUCUCUGCCACCUCCCAGUACGGCCGCAUUACCCUGUGA
This is a messenger RNA of Leishmania mexicana MHOM/GT/2001/U1103, 2988 nucleotides long. RefSeq names its product putative ATP-dependent RNA helicase. Gene Ontology annotation, molecular function: RNA binding; ATP binding. The transcript has a single exon. Lineage: Eukaryota; Euglenozoa; Kinetoplastea; Trypanosomatida; Trypanosomatidae. Gene Ontology annotation, biological process: mRNA splicing, via spliceosome. The record is from RefSeq and is a predicted model, not a curated record. Gene Ontology annotation, cellular component: catalytic step 2 spliceosome. Bases 1 to 2988 code for a protein of 995 amino acids.